AUGCUUCCUCGCGUGCUCCUCCUCACAGGCUUUGUCCACCAUGCCUACACAUUAUCGAUACCUCGUCUUCCCUCCCUAGCCACUUUUGCUGCUUCCAGCCGUGUGCAGCAACAGCAACCGCUUCAAGACACACUUGAUGCCUGGAUAAAGCAUGAAGAGCACAUUGCACUGGACAAACUGCUCGCCAACGUUGCGCCUGGAGGUAGCAAUGUUCAAGGGAAAGGUGUGGCCGAGGGCACCGUCAUCGCCAGUCCCAGUCAAGACGGUCCGGACUACUGGUUCCAAUGGGUCCGUGACGCUGCUAUCACCAUGGAUACCCUCGUCAACAUCUAUGCCGACGACACUUCGUCCUCGCGCGCGGCUUCUCUAUCCACCAUCCUAGACGCAUACACCUCCCUCCAAGGUGACAUUCAGCGCACCUCAAACCCGUCUGGCACAUUCGACGACCUUUCCGGACUAGGUGAGCCCAAGUUCCAAGUCGAUGGCAAGCCGUUCACCGGCUCGUGGGGACGACCUCAGCGCGAUGGGCCGGCCCUUCGCGCACUGACGCUCAUGCAUUACCUCCGCGAGUACAACGCAUCGCAUCCCUCACUAUGGAGCUCCCCCGACUCCGAAGACUUUUUCGGCUCAUUCUACACCGCUGAAAUGCCUCCUCGUAGCAUUAUCAAAGCAGAUCUCGAGUAUGUCAGCCAUUUCUGGAACCAGUCGGGAUUCGAUCUCUGGGAGGAGGUUGAGGGCCUGCACUUCUUCACCCUCAUGGUCAGCGCGAGGAGUCUGAAGGAAGGCAGUCACCUUGCCAGAACCUUUGGAGACUUUGGUGCGGCUGACUGGUACCAAAAGCAAGCUGGCUACAUUGAGAAUCUGUUGGGCAAAUUCUGGAAUGCGCAAAAAGGACAUCUUGUUGAGACGCUAUGGAGCAAGAGGAGUGGCCUCGACUGCGGACUGCUUCUCGGCUCUUUGCACGCCCUUCCCAAGAGCGGAUCGGAAGAUGAUGUCGUGUAUCCUCCGUGGUCCGAUGAGAUUCUUGUUUCUCUGCUUGCUUUGACUCGGGAUCAGCGCGACCGGUUCCCCAUCAACAGCAAUCCUUCUGACCAGGAUGACGAUGAUGACAAUGUAGAUGAGUUCACAUUCGAGGGAACGGGCCUUGGCCGCUAUCCCGAAGAUGUAUACGACGGCUAUGGAAACUCGAACCGUGGUGGAAACCCAUGGUUCCUGUGCACCUCUUCAGCCGCAGAGAUUCUGUACCGCACCGCCUCGCACAUUUCUGCCACCGGCAACUUGACUAUUACUGAUGUUGGUCUUCCCUUUUACGAGUCUCUCCUCGGUAGCUCCUCUCUAGAUGUCGACGUAGGCACGUUUGGCCCCACAGACGCCCUCUUCCACUCCAUCAUCGAGCGCAUUCAGAGCACCGGCGACGAGUUUCUGCAAGUCGUUAAGACGCAUGUGGAUGCCGAGGGCAGCAUGAGUGAGCAGUUUGAUCGUGUGACUGGAUACAUGCGUGGUGCUCAGCAUUUGACUUGGAGUUAUGGUGCCUUUUUACAGGCUGCUAGAGCAAGAAAGAUUUCUGUGCAUUAG
Molecule: messenger RNA, 1575 nt
Organism: Bipolaris zeicola 26-R-13
Lineage: Eukaryota; Fungi; Ascomycota; Dothideomycetes; Pleosporales; Pleosporaceae
Product: glycoside hydrolase family 15 protein
Exons: 2
Coding region: 1-1575 (524 amino acids)
Biological process (GO): polysaccharide metabolic process
Cellular component (GO): fungal-type vacuole
Molecular function (GO): glucan 1,4-alpha-glucosidase activity
Source: RefSeq, a predicted model, not a curated record